UUUUUCGAUGUUGGCCAAUAACUGAGCCUCGAGUCCAUGUACUCGACCCAGUUACGCAGCUCGUUUCUAAGCAUAUCGAACAUGGGCUGAUUAUUCUUUAGUUGAUAAACUUUUGUCCAAAUAUCUGAGGAUUUUACAGUUGUGGUUUCAAGCAACAGAUAUGUUUUCUUAACUUGUUAAUAAGCAAGGCCGCGGAUGAUAGUUUUCUCUUUACUGAACUUGUUAAAGCUUACGCUGGAUUGAAGGCAACAAAGGUUUCAUUUGAACACAAGUAAUUAUUAAGGUAUUCAUUCCGAAGGCAACUUUGUCCACAACAGGAGGUUCUGGGCGACAACGAGGUCGAUUUCUACAGUAUCCUGAAAGACUUCGCAAAGAAGAAAACCAUGCAGGGCUUGCGGCAAAAUCACUUGGUCUUUGCGAUUACUGGCAUAUUUCUGUUAGUUUUGUUCGUUGGGGCAAACAGAAACUUAUGUGGGAGUGUUUUUAAAACUCAAGUUGGUAAGUAAUAAACCCGGCUCGGUCCAGCCUAAUUUCCUCAUGUUUACCCAAAGACUUCUCUUUGCAGGCUAUGCCUUACUGGGUCACGUUAUGACUAAAACUGAUGUUCUUGACGAGUUUGAAUGUCAGCUAAAAUGUAUGGGAAAUGGCAGUUGCAAAUCGUUUAAUGUCCAUCACAAAAGCAAUAAUACGAAGCGCAUUUGUGAGCUGAACAACAUAACAUGGCAGAUGAACCCGGAUGAUUUCAAACAGAAGAAAGGAUCCACGUACUUUGGAUCUGUUCAGGCCACAUGCGUCCAUGUUUUCCAUGAAAACAAUGAACAAAUAAAUGGCAGCAAGUGUCGUCCAGGAUACAAAGGAGAAAGGUGUCAAAUACCUUCUAAGAGCUGUCUCGAAAUUUACAAGUCUGGCUAUAAGAUGAGUGGAGUGUAUUACAUCGAUCCUGAUGGUUUGGGUGAAUUUAAAGUCUUCUGUGAUCAGACGACGGCUGGGGGAGGAUGGACGGUGUUUCAAAAGAGAUUUGACGGCACUGUAGAUUUCUUCCGCACCUGGGAUGACUACAGACAGGGCUUCGGCAAUCUGAACGGCGAGUUUUGGCUCGGGCUGGACAAGAUUUAUCGCCUGACUGCGAGCAGCAGUAACAAGCUUCGUGUUGACUUGGAAGACGUCCGUGGUGGAAGGGCAUUUGCAGAGUACCAGUCAUUUUCUGUGGCCAAUGAGGAAGAGAAAUAUUUAUUAAUAUUGGGAAGUUAUUCAGGCUCGGCAGGUGAUUCUCUUGCAUAUCAUCGUGGCCUACAAUUUAGCAGCAAAGAUCAGGAUAAUGACAGAUCCCAACACAACUGUGCUUCAUCCAUGAAAGGCGGCUGGUGGUACAACAGUUGCCAACACUCAAACCUAAACGGUUUGUACCGAAAAGGUCAAAGUGGAUCAACGGUAAUGCGCUGGAAUCGCUGGAGAGGCAGUGAGUCUGUCGAAAGAUCAGAGAUGAAAGUUCGUCAA
This is a messenger RNA of Pocillopora damicornis (cauliflower coral), 1497 nucleotides long. Its product is annotated as ficolin-2 pseudogene. NCBI's taxonomy places the organism in Eukaryota, Metazoa, Cnidaria, Anthozoa, Scleractinia, Pocilloporidae. The record is from RefSeq and is a predicted model, not a curated record.